Molecule: messenger RNA, 561 nt
Organism: Cylicostephanus goldi
Lineage: Eukaryota; Metazoa; Nematoda; Chromadorea; Rhabditida; Strongylidae
Source: the annotation of a GenBank genome assembly
AUGCUGGAAACGACAAACUUGAGCCUUUUAAUAGCAAAUUUUGUAUGUAGGAUGUUUAAAACAAACAAGUUUUUCCCGGAGAUUGCUCAGACUGCAAAGCGAGUGAUUGAUACCGCAAAAAUACUGGAAAUGCCCAUCAUCGUUACUGAACAAUACCCACAACGGCUCGGUUCGACAGUGAAGGAGCUCGGACUAGAGCACAGCAUUCCUCGAUAUGCGAAAACACAAUUCUCAAUGUGCGUACCGGAAGUGGAGCCACUUCUCAAAGACAAGGAAAGUGCUAUCAUUGUUGGUCUUGAGGCUCAUGUUUGCAUUUUGCAUACAACUUACGGUCUGCUCGAAAAAGGACUCAAUGUUCAUAUUGUGGCCGAUGCAGUGACUGCAAGGACUAUGGUUGAUAGGAAAUUUGCGUUCAGGCAGUUGGAAAGAGCUGGAGCCAUUCUGACAACAUCUGAAUGUGUCAUUUUGGGCUUGUUGAAGGAUGCUAAACAUCCCAAAUUCAAAGAAGUACAGAAGCUGAUUAUGACGGAAGCUCCAGACUCAGGGCUCCUGGACAUGUGA